Messenger RNA from Glossina fuscipes, 2024 nucleotides. RefSeq lists its product as uncharacterized. The annotation marks the transcript as partial. The record is from RefSeq and is a predicted model, not a curated record. The transcript is spliced from 7 exons. Gene Ontology annotation, cellular component: membrane. Lineage: Eukaryota; Metazoa; Arthropoda; Insecta; Diptera; Glossinidae. Gene Ontology annotation, molecular function: ligand-gated monoatomic ion channel activity.
AUGUUUCUCGUGUUUAUUUUAUGGCUAUUCCUGGCCAAUUACUGUUCAACGACAGCUAUAGAAAUGCGAGCAUUUCGGGAUUUUUUAGUUAAUCAGCAUUUGAAACAUGCAAUUAUCAUAAGAGCACAACAACAACAACAACAACAACAAGGACAAUGGGGAUACUUGAAUGAGAUAAGGGAUUUGGCCAUGCAUUGUCACAUAAGAUUUCAUCGAGUUUCAGUUGAGCAUGACAUUGAAAAUUUAUUUUAUAAAAGUUCUCCAAAAGUCGGGAUUUAUAUAAAUAUUACCGAUCCAGGGGAAUCUUUGCACGUAUUACGGGACUUUGCUGUAAAAGAUAAAUUUAAAAAUUCUUACGCUUGGUUUAUAACAAUGCGGGCACUUGCAGAAGGCUUGUUGGAUAAUUUAAAAAUGAUCAAAAAUAUAUUCAAGCUUUUAAGGCUUCAUAUAAAUGCUGAUGUUACACUAGCUCUAAGAGUAAAUGGCUCCCGCUUUCAUUUAUUUGAUGUCUAUAAGAUCUUGCCCGACUUUCCUGCAACCGCUGAAGUAAAAGGUAACUGGUCUUUGCAACAGGGCUUAAUAAUUGAUCCUAAGUUUAAGUACGGCUUCAUGGUAAGAAGAAGUAACUUUCAAAAUAUCAGCAUUAAAGUGGCUACGGUAUUGCACGAUAAACCGAAAGAUUUCACUAAUUACACGUUUUUAAGCAAUAAUCGGGAUUGGAAAGAAUUGGAUUCUAUGCCGCGUAAAGUUUACGGCCUUAUGCGUCCAAUGGAAGAUUUAUAUAAUUUUAGUUUCAAUAUCCACUACGACACUUCAUGGGGAGGCUACAUUGACGUCAAAACGGCUGGUAUUGUGGGACGACUAUAUAGCCAUCAGGCUGAAUUUUCAUUAACUCCUUUUCGCUAUUUAAGUGGACGUGUUUUGAUUGUUGACUACUCGCCAGAAGUUCACUUAGAAAGGGCAAACUUUAUUUUACGUCAUCCACGUCAUGUCAGUAUACGUAACGUUUACUUAGCACCCUUAGCUGUCCCGGUUUGGUGGUGUGUUUUAGCUUUAAUUAUUCUAACAAUAGUCUUGUUGGUCAUACAAAUACGAGAAGAGUAUAAACGAUGGAGCCAACAUCAUGUGCAGAGAAAACAAUUGGAACAACAUGUCAAUUUUGCUAUGCUUGUGGCGGCGGAAGCUUUAUUAAUGCAGGGACCACCGUCGGAAAUUUUUCACUUAAUCUCAUCUCGCACACUAAUUGCAACAGUAUGCGUAUUCGUGUUCAUAUUAAUGGAAUUCUACAAUGGUUAUAUUGUAGGCUCUUUACUCGCGGAAUCACCGCGUACCUUAACCACUUUGGAAGCACUUUACAAUAGCAAUUUAGAAUUGGGUAUGGAGGAUAUACAGUAUAAUUAUCAUGUCUUUGAAAAUUCUAGCAGUCGAUUAAUGCAUAUCAUAUAUAAAGAGCGCAUACUGGGAGCGAAUGGCAAAAGUCACACAAAUAUAUUGCCGCUGGAGCAAGGUAUCUAUCGUAUAGCGCAGGGUGGUUUCGCAUUUCAUAUGUCCAUAGAUCGUGCUUAUCGCUUAUUGAAAAAUCAACUAAAUGAACGUCAGUUUUGCGAAUUACAAGAGAUUCGUUACAUACCUGGCUAUUCAACGGGAAUAAUUCUGGCAAAGUCUACACCUUAUAAGGAAUAUGUCGCUCAAGUGGCAUUAAAGUUGCGCGAAUCGUCGCUUAUGCAAUACAAUAAUAAAUUAUGGGAAUUUCAUAAAAUUGAUUGCAGUUUAAUCAAAGGCAAUGAAAUAAUUGUGGAUAUGGAACAUUUUGGUGCUGCUUUAGUAUUUCUAGGAUGUGCAAUCGUAUUUAGUGUAACCGUUCUGGGCAUUGAGAUCUUUUAUAAAAAAUGUCAAAAAGGCCACGAUGAGGCCAUUAUUGAUAAGGAUAAGCGCAACGAUGAUGAUGUUAAUGAUAAUAAUGACGAUGAUAAUGAUGAUAAUGAAAUAGCAAUGGUCAGUUUAAUUUCCUUGAAUAACUCCAA